AACUGGGGUCAACUUGUAUCUCAAUGAUCCCCAGAGUCCAGUAAACUGAAAGGAGGAAGUCAGUCAGUGAGAGAGAGAGGGAGGGGCACAGCAGUAGUUUUGUUUCGAUUAGGACUUGAGCGAGCGCAAAAACAGAGAGAGACAGAGAGAGAGAGAGACAGAAAGACAGGGAGAGAGAGAGAGAGAGAGAGACAGAGACAGAGAGAGAGAGACAGAGAGAGAGAGAGAGAGAGACAGAGAGAGAGAGAGACAGAGAGAGAGAGAGACAGAGAGAGAGACAGAGACAGAGAGAGAGAGAGAGAGAGACAGAGAGAGAGACAGAAAUCGGGAUUGAUAGACUGACUGACAGAGAUUGAGAGAAAGGCCAGGGGGUGGUGAGUGUGUGUCUGUGAUAGAGAGAGAGAGAGAGAGAAAGAGAGACAGAGAGAGAGAGACAGAGAGAGACACAGAGACGAGGAGAGACAGAGAGAGACAGAGACACAGAGAGAGAGAGAGAGAGAGAAAUAGAGAGAGGGAGAGAGAGGGAGGGAGGGAGAGAGGGUGGUGGAGGAGAGGAAAGGAGACCUCCCCCAGUGGCAGGGGUUUUGAAAAGCCCCCAAACACCCCCAACGGUGGCAGCACCAGCCUCAGGCCGAUGGAAAUCACUCUCCUCCUGUUGGCAAGUGGAGUCCCCUUGGGACAGGGCUUUAACAUGAUGCAGUUCCUACUCGCCGUCGGGAAGCCGGGCCAGUUGACCACGUUACGGUUUGCCUACGAUGGGACCGAUGUCCUUCAGUUUAACUACAGCAGCGAGAGGUUCGAGCCGCUCCACCAGGCAGCGCAGCCCUUUGCGCAGCAGUUCAACCAAAACCCAGACAUGCUGAGGAGCUACCGACGCCACAAGGACUACGCACCCCUCAUCACCAAAACCAUCGUCAACGUGGCACAGGGGCUGGCAGCCAAACCUUCUGUUACUAUCCGCACGCGCCGCAUGACAAGCAGUAGUGAGCCUCUCCUCCUGAGUUGCCACGUGAAUGGUUUCUAUCCGCGGGAUAUCAACAUCAGCUGGCUGCUGAAUGGCGCUGCCCUCGAACAGGCACACACCAGCACCACUUUACCCAAUGCAGAUGGCACCUUUCAGCUCAUGGGGCACAUCGGCAUUGUUCCCAGGAACGGUGACACAUACACCUGCCAAGUGGAGCACAGCAGCAGUUCAGACAAACUCACGGCCAACUGGGAAUCGACGGUGAAACUCUGGCCAUCUGGCGGAUACGCUAUCGGGAUAAUCUUUGGAAUUAUUGGCAUCAUCUGUACUGUGACCGGCAUGGUUGGCCGACGGCUAGGGCACCAUGCCAGGACCAACCAGAACCAACGCAACGCCCACUCAGAGGGUAGCUCGGGCAUCACUGGCGCAGGGAGCUGCGCACAGGCAGAGGCAGAACGCCUGUACGGGGCAGGUGACCGGCAUCCCAGUCCCACUGACAUCGACCUGAGUCAGUGCUGAGGAGGGGGUGCAGCAUUUCCAGCGUCUUGACUACACAUAAGGGGAAGGCGGAUGCCCAGAUAAAACUGCUCCAUUUUAACCGAUAAGAUUUCUGCUGCCUAGGAUGAAGAUACAGGAGGAACGAGUUUGUAAAAUAAGGAGGGGGAGGGAUACAGUUAGUGUUAGAUUUCAAGCCUGGAGGGGGCACACUUCGAAGGUGAGAUUUUCAACAAGCCAGGAAGGGGGCAAAUUUUUUCGCGCAGAGGGCAGUUCGUGAGCACAAUGAACUUCCUGAGGUACAUGGACAGCAAAGGUUUGGAGGGAUAUGGGCCAGAAGCAGGUGGACAGGACUAGUUUCAGUUGGGAUUAUGAGUCAGCAUGGACUGGGUGGACCGAAGGGCCUGUUUCCUUGCUGUAUGACGCACAUCGCUGUUGAGAUGUGUUUUUGAGAAUUUGUAUUUGAAGGAUUGUCACGCGUUUGAAAAUUUUUUUCCUUCAAUGAAGGACAUAAUUUUGUCAUCAGAGACCCCUUUGGUAAGUGAUGUCACACAAGCUAAUUCCUCGGGCCCGUCCGCUGGAAAUCUCACGUCUGGGCUCAUGGUGGUCAAAAGCGAUUACUUGCUUGGGAGAUUGCCACCCGCUGAGGGAGAGAGAGGAGCUACAGAACUGAAACACCAUCCCGUCUGGGGAAACAUUGCUGGAGCAUUCCCGAUUUCCUUUGAGUUGUUGCCAAUUUCCCAGAGACAACUGCCCUGUGCCCGGCGACAUCGAAGAACCAACAAUUUUGGCUAAAGUGCUUACUUAUUCGGAAAAAGAGUUUUCGUGCAAAAGGCCGCCUUUUCCCGAGCUAUUCCUUCCAUCCUCGUGUUAUCAGUUCUCUGGAUCAGGUGGAUUGAGGGGUAUUCAUUGGAGGGGUCAGUAUUUAAGGCUGGAGAUACUUUUGUCCCUUGGAAGCUAACAUUUCCGUCCCCCUCACAAUAAAAUCCCAUGUGACAAUGCUGUGGUUUUAAGAGUUAUUUCGUCCUGUCCUUUCGUUUGGAAGUUGGGGGGUGGGGAGGGUGCUGGCUAGUAAAAACCCAUAAACCAAACAGCUUGGGUUUCUUUGUAAAAUGAAGCAUUGGAACAUUAGAAGCAGCCUGGCCGGGUGUGGCCGGCUCUCACACACCAGGAUUCUGAUUUUGCGUUUUUAAGGUUGGCGUUAAGCUGUUGGACCUCCGAGGGGGCAGAAGUAGUGGAAGCUAUCUUUCUCCUCUCUGGUUUUCACCCAGAAACUGGGGGUGGGGUGGGCCAGGUUUCUCUCUGCUCCUGGGCUACCUGCGAGAUAAACCUUGAUGUCUGAUUUUGCCAAGGGGUGUGCAUUUAAGGGAAUAGUUAUUGCGUCUAUUGUUCAGUUAAGUUUGCUGAUAAGAGUUAAGUUAUCCUAAAUUCUUUUAUCUCUUGCUGUAUUUUAACUGCGGUGUUCCAAUAAACUGUGU
Stegostoma tigrinum is the source of this 2937-nucleotide messenger RNA. Its product is annotated as class II histocompatibility antigen, B-L beta chain-like. Gene Ontology annotation, cellular component: MHC class II protein complex. Gene Ontology annotation, molecular function: MHC class II protein complex binding. Gene Ontology annotation, biological process: positive regulation of T cell activation; immunoglobulin production involved in immunoglobulin-mediated immune response; peptide antigen assembly with MHC class II protein complex. The record is from RefSeq and is a predicted model, not a curated record. Bases 635 to 1483 code for a protein of 282 amino acids. The transcript has 6 exons. NCBI's taxonomy places the organism in Eukaryota, Metazoa, Chordata, Chondrichthyes, Orectolobiformes, Stegostomatidae.